AUGACAUCUAUCGUUGGAUUGGAAAACCUCUUCAAAAAGGUUAAAGACUGCCCCAUAGGACUUUGGGUGCUCAAUUGCUUCUUCUAUAACAAUGCUUUGAAGGUGAUGAAAGUCACCACCGACAACAAGGUGGGUACAUUAUAUCCUCUUUCUGAGUAUCAGAAGGUCAUCUUGUUUAAUUUCGAUAACAUAGAACACUCUAUGGAAGUGGUGUUUGCUGAAAACAGUCCCGACAUUUCAAGAUCUUUAGAUGGCACUUCGGAUAUCACGGAGUUAAUGGAGCCGGUGAUGAGAUGCUGUAUUGGACUGUUCUUUAGACUAGGAGAAGUUAACAAUCUCUAUGAUAUAUUCAUAGCCAAGAUUCGUGAACUUGUCGAUACUUGGAAACCGCUAUCGAUUGCUAUGAAAGGGAAGUCGGAAGCCUUUAAGCUGGAAUUUUCAAGCUCCCCAAGGUACAGGCGCUAUGAAGAUUUGAGAGUUAUGUUUCACGACUGGAUAGAGAUACAUGCAGACUGA
This is a messenger RNA of Brettanomyces nanus, 516 nucleotides long. RefSeq lists its product as uncharacterized. The transcript is spliced from 2 exons. Lineage: Eukaryota; Fungi; Ascomycota; Pichiomycetes; Pichiales; Pichiaceae. The record is from RefSeq and is a predicted model, not a curated record. The coding region runs from base 1 to 516 and encodes 171 amino acids.